ACUUUAUUGGUUGAUUCUGUCAACCGUCUUUCUUCUAGGGUUUGCCUUCUCUUCUUCUACAAAGUGUGUUUUGCAGUGCUAAAUCAGGAAUUGAAGUUGAGAAGAACUGCUGAGUUGAUCGGCAGUUCGGUCAAAUGGGAUCUGGUUUAGAUUUUCUCAGUUACCUCGGUUAUGACAUGUCGGUGAAGAUUUUCACAUGUUUGGAUGAUCCGUCUGAUAUUGCUCGUGUUAGCUGUGUCUCCCGCUCUUGGCGAGAUUUUGUGAUAGCUAAUGGUCUUGCCAAGCAUCUGUGCUUGAGGAAGUUUCCUCAGUUAUCUAGAGUUGAUCAUGUGGUUGAGCCAGCCUCCAUGGCGAAAAGCCUUUUGGCAGUUGGAUCUAGUAACAUAGAAUGGGAAACUUUGAAGAAGGAGCACAGAACUUUUGCCUUUUUGGGUCGAGGUUUUAUGUCAUUUCCUGAAGAAGAGAAGUGCAUCUCAGAAGCCAUCAUUGCUUCCAGUACUGAUCAUUUUCCACAGGAAAGAAUAGAUAAUACUCUGGAGAAGAAUGAUACGGUGGGAGGGAGAGCUUCAUACUGGUCAAGUAAAGGAUACAGUAAUCCUGCAGUCCCUGAAACACUAACUUACAAAUUGGUGGCUGAUUUGUGUGUUGUUACUGAAAUCAGAAUAAAACCUUUCAGAGCUUAUUUCCAGUGGGGCCUCCCAAUAUAUUCUGCAAAAUCUGUUCGAUUCCGAAUGGGUCAUCUCAAAACCUACAUUGAUGAUCUUAUGGAUGAGUCAUGCCUGAAUUCUGUUGGUAACAAGUUUGUAUGGACUUACACUUCACAAGAGUUUCCAAUGGCUCAAGAAGAUUGUUUGCAGAGCUUUAAGCUUCCAGAACCUGUUCUUUGCAUUGGUGGAAUAUUGCAGAUUGAGCUGCAGGGUAGAGUCCAAACACAACAAAUGGAUGGUUUAUUCUACAUAUGUGUGGCACACGUUCAGGUUGUUGGACGCCCAUUAUCUCCAGCUUUUGGAGUUGAAAUCCUCGAGCCCUCAGAAAAUUUUGUGUUGAAGGCUUUCAGUUACACGCAACCACAGCCAGAGCCUCGGGAAACCAGCCAAGAAGCAGAGAGAUUGCGUAGACGAUUACUAAGCAUUCAACAGAUUUUGAAUAUACUGCGGGGUAAUGUAGUUGACCUUGUGGAACAUGAAUGGGAGGAUGAAGAUGGUGAUGAGGAAUCAGAUGAAGAGCUUUUGUAAUCCCAUCUUAUAAAAUAAACUUGCCUUAAGAUCUUGUCUUUGGCUUUAAUGCUAGCAUUGCCUAAAUAUUUAGGCAGUACCAUCGCAAACAUGAAACUACCAUUUGAGCAUUCUUCUAGGCAGUGAUAUGCGGGAUGUACUUUUAUCUUUUCCUGUAUAUGACUUUGGGGUUUGGAGUAGACUUAAUAGAAGCUUCCUGGUUCAUACCAUUAAUAAUUUUGAUCUUUGAAC
Rubroshorea leprosula is the source of this 1466-nucleotide messenger RNA. NCBI's taxonomy places the organism in Eukaryota, Viridiplantae, Streptophyta, Magnoliopsida, Malvales, Dipterocarpaceae. The record is from the annotation of a GenBank genome assembly.